Salmo salar (Atlantic salmon) is the source of this 2979-nucleotide messenger RNA. RefSeq names its product cerebellar degeneration-related protein 2. NCBI's taxonomy places the organism in Eukaryota, Metazoa, Chordata, Actinopteri, Salmoniformes, Salmonidae. The record is from RefSeq and is a predicted model, not a curated record.
AGAAGUAGAAGAAGAAUAGACCAGUCAGCGUUUACUGACGUGGUAAAUUUCGUUGCUGUUGGAGGGAGGUAUGUGUGUGGAGUGCGAUGCUUAGGCAGUUUCAUCAUACUGUGGUUGUAGCCGGUGAAUAGACAUCCGCUUUAGACAGCACCUGCUGAUCAGGGGAAACGCAUUUGGUGGAUUAUUAUACCUCAAAGGCAUGUUGCAUUGUCUGCGAAAUUAGUAUCCUACCUAUUCCAAUGAAAGCCCAUUGAUCAGUCGGGGAUUCAUUGUGGCCGAAUAUGCUUACAGACAUGAUUGAGGUGGAAGAAUUCGAAAUCAAGGAGGAUGAACCUUGGUAUGACAAGCAGGACCUUGAGCAUGACCUGCACCUAGCUGCUGAGCUGGGGAAGACCCUGCUGGACAGGAACAGAGAGCUGGAGCAGGGUCUGCAGCAGAUGUACUCCACCAAUCAGGAACAGCUACAGGAGAUAGAGUACCUGACUAAGCAGGUGGACCUCCUGAGACAGGUGAAUGAUCAGCAUGCUAAGGUGUACGAGCAGUUAGAUCAGUCUUCCAGAGAGCAGGAGCAGAGCAACACCCGCCUGGUACAUGACAACAGGACCGCCCAGCACAAGAUCCAGGGGCUCACAGAGAUGAUCGAGGCUCUGCAGACCCAGGUGGAGGAUCUGAAACGUCAGGUAGAGGAUCUGAAGACAGCCCCUGCUAAUCCCGAUAGGAAACCCCUUGCAGAAUCAUGGCGGCCCUACGGGGUGCAGAGUGUGUCCUGCCUGAAUGAGUUACAACGCACACACAGGUACUCGAGUGUCGACUCUGGAGACCAUUCGGAUGACCCCUGGUCUCCCUCUGACGUCUCGUGGCGGGAGGAGGAGCAGGAGUCGCUACGGCGAUCGCUCCGCUCCCUACAGAUCCAGUUGGCCAAUGAACGUGCUCGGAGGGAGGGGGCAGAGCGAGAUGCAGACCACCUAGCCAAUGAGAAUGUGGCACUGGAGCAGCGCCUGGGAAUGAUGGAGGGGUGCCAGGCCAGACUAGUGGAGCUGGAGUGUGAGGCUGAGGAGCUUCGUCAGCUGUGGAGAGCCAACUACGGCAACAAAGCUUCGAGGUCAAGGGUCAGCUUAGGCAUGCUGCCCAAUGCCCUCUUCUUCCCCCUGAACGAGGAGAGGGGGAUGGGGGAGGAUGGAGACAGUGAGGGAGACCUGAUGGAGAUCAGCUACCGUUCUAAGGUGAAAGGUUGUGAUGUCCUAAAGCACUGCAACAGCGAGAAGCAGCUUAGGUCGCUGCGGGGUGAGGGGUCAGACGUAUACGAGAGUCAUGACCACGAGCGUUCGUGCGUCCGCCAUUCGGAGGUGGUGAAGCAGCGUGGGAUCUCCCUUCUCAACGAGGUUGACGCUCAGUACAGCGCCCUGCAGGUGAAAUACGACGCGCUGCUGCGGCGCUGCCACCAGGGGGAGCCGGACCCGAGCCAGCAGCACAGCCAAAAGGAGGUCCAAAAGCCCAGCGGAGCCCCCUUGGUCCGCCCACGAAGCCCAGCCUCGCUCCGCCAGAGCCAGGAGGAUGAACUUCACCAGCCUGAGUACAAGGCCCUGUUCAAGGAGAUCUUUACUUGCAUCCAGAAAACCAAAGAGGAUCUGAGUGAGAACAGGGGAAAGUCUUGGCAGCUGGAGUAGCAUUAUUUUCGCAAAUAAACAUAGAAAAAUGGGUUUGUGCUAAACAAGCUAUUUUUUUCCCCCCAAUUGGAGCUGGAACAUACUGUAUGUGCAAGCUACUAAGCAAGCAAAGCACCUUAGUCAAACAAUUUGAAAGACUUGUUUAAAAGUUUGCCUGGGAACUGAUGUGUUAAAUCUGGUAGAAGUGAAGAUGAAUUGAUAACCUUCUCAAAGGGCUCAUCGUUAUCUAUGGACGUUGGCACAGCUAAAGAAAGGCAAGAUACACCAGCUCUUAUGCAUGGAAACAACAGUGCCUAACGUUCAGUCUAUUGUACAUAAUUCUGCCUCAAUCUCCCAGGUAUACCUGAGCCAGUUGCUUAGCAUCUAAGGGCAACUUUACUGUACACUGAGAAUCCAAGGACCUCUGGAAACUAUUUCUCUGGACUAGCUCUUUUCAAUGGUACCUCUAUGCACUGUUAAAUCAAAAGUUGCAUAUCCUUUUAAAGUGACUUGUCUGAGCCUGAGGGUCAAAACGGGAACAUUUUACCAUCUUUGAGUGCCUAGAAAUGCCACUGUUUCCUACUCUUGGUAAUGAGUUACCUUGCAAGGCGAGGUGUGAAGGCAAUCUGUGAAUUUUAAAAAGGGAAAGCUUGUUAUCGCUUUUGUUCAAUGCAGCUAUACAAUAAUCAUCAAUGCAUCUUCAACUGCAGCUAUGAAAUGUUUGGUCGAGAUCUUUGUCAUUAUUAAAAGUUUCUGAAUAUUUGACCAUAAAAAACACCUGAUGGUUUUCGGUGAUCAUGUAAGGUCCAAGAUGCACUAUAAUUUCCAGAACUCUCUUUCACAAUUGAACUGUACGUCUUCAAAGUGUUUUGCCUGAUCCUGAAGUUUAAAAACUAAAGUAAUUGGGUACGAAGAAUGAGUUGUUAAUGAAUAUUGUAGUAGCUAGUGAUAAUCUACUGAGGCUAUAACGAAACUCGGCUAUAUACUGUACGGUGCUAUGAUAUUGAUGUGCUUUACGAAUACAAUGACAGACAAUGUAGACAUUUUAAGUGCUAUUCUGAUUCUUUGUCAGAAACUGUCUGGUUAAUUGUUUAACUCAUGCUAUCCUAAUUGUUCAUGAUAGCCACAUCCUUAGUUGACAUCACUGUAAAAUCACAUUGUAUUGAGAUGCACUUAAGAUUUGCACAGGGAUCGUUGUUCUUUUUUGACACUUUAUGUAGCUUGCCACUGUACUGUAUAACAAGUGCUAUUAUUAGUUCCUGUUCACUGUAUUAGAUACCAAAAUAUUGUAAAAUGUAUGUGUCAUCUUUGAUAAAUGCAAACUCUGAGAGGA